Molecule: messenger RNA, 1436 nt
Organism: Nothoprocta perdicaria
Lineage: Eukaryota; Metazoa; Chordata; Aves; Tinamiformes; Tinamidae
Exons: 6
Coding region: 1-1053 (350 amino acids)
Biological process (GO): immune response
Cellular component (GO): extracellular region
Molecular function (GO): growth factor activity; interleukin-7 receptor binding
Source: RefSeq, a predicted model, not a curated record
AUGCAGGCAGCACUUUGGACCCGCUGCCAGGCAGCCCGGGAAUCCCUCGCUGUUGGGACACAAGAGCCCUCCAGUCCUGCUUCCCAUAGAGGGAAGCGGGAACCAGGCAUGGCACCGUGGRGCACUGGACAGAGCACUGGCGAACGGACUCGGGAGCAGCACUUGUGCAUGUGCCUGAGGGCGUCCGUGUCUUUUAAAGAUUUCCUCCCCGAGGAUGAGCGGCUCUUUCCACACGCGCUGCCAAGCUCCAUCCUUCCCUCCCCGGCCGCGCGCGGCACUGGGCGUGUAGCAGGGCCCUAUUACUGUGCAGUUGAAGAUUUCCCACUGAGGCUGGGACUCACCAGUGAGGCUCAAGAGCGAGUUGGAGUGUCUGUGCUGGUCGAUCAGUCCCGUCUUUGCUGGAGAGGAAGGAAAGUAGCAGUCCUGAUCCUUCAAGGCAUCCCUUCUACUGUAGUGUAUGUAGAGCAAAUACCCCAUGGCAUUUAUAAUGUACUUAAUUGUUCUUGUUGUAAUGCAGCCUUUUUUAGAUCUAUUUUUCGGGUUCUGCCGCUGUUCCUUGUUCUGUCACCGGUGAAUUCGUCCAGUUGUUCAGUGAGAAACAAGACAGAAGAAAUCCGUGCGAARUAUGAGAAUGUACUGAUUCAUGACAUCAGUGAGCUGGUAAAUAUGUCUGCAGACUAUCGUGAUAGGUGCUGCAGGAAUAAAAAACACGAAAAUGCCAAAGUGUUCUUCUGUAAUGAUACUCAGGAAAURGAAUCACUACAGAGUAUGGCAUGCAACAUGCUUAAAUUCUUUAAUAAGCAAAAAAUCAACAAAGACUUUAGAUGGAAAGCCACAUCAGUCUCAUGUGGGACAUUAAACAUCCUUGAGUGCAAAUGUGAAAGACAUAGAAAAGAAAAGAUUUGCAUAUUGCUAAAUAGACAUAAUAAAGAAGACACAGUAUCAGCUGAACACUCAAAAAAGAAAUGUAACCAAGAAUUUUGUGAACUGAAAGAAAAUAUAUCUAGCCUUCGAUCCUGCUGGAAUAAAUUUGAAAAAAUAAUUUCCAGGUGAAUCCUGCUCUUUUCUUUAAAAGUGGCAUUACUUGGCAUCUUUGCAUUCUGUAUGCAUUCUGGAAGUAACUCUGCUCAUUCACAUAAACACUUCACGCCAGAAUUUUGAUGGAAAGCUACAGUACCUUGCUCCUGRAGACAGAAUAACUACAAACGGCUAAAAGAAGCUGCUGAAGGCCAAGAAGUGGAAAUAGAAAACACUCUUUGAAUGAAAGAAGUAAAGAGCAGGCCAAGUUCUACUUCAUGCUUUGGAAAUGACUCCAAACUUUCUUAUCUUUUGAGUAACUUUAUAGUACCAUAAUAUGAAAGCAUACUUUGGUGUCUACUGCUAUUAAAAACAUGUCUUAAAAACUUCUGACCAGACCAGGUAACAGUACGACAAAG